GACCGAAGGCAAAAAUAUCAAAAGUGCACCAUCCCCAUCGUGAAAGGGAGUGUAAAAGGAAAUGGUGCAAUCAGCUGCACAUGUACCUUCUUGAUCUUCAAAUCCUGAGGAAAAUUUCCCUUCAUUUUCUUCUUCUUACUAUCGCCAUUGGUAUUGAUGUUGUGAACUUUCAUGUUUAUGUUUUUAAUACCAUCAAAUAAAGCAUGUAUGAUAUAUAAACGCCUCUUUGUGCAUUAGAUAUAAACUAGACAUCAUGUCUGUUGCAAUAAGGAUUUUUUAAUUUGAGUGGCGAAAUGCUCUUACCAAGGAUUUCUCUGCUGUUAUUACGAUUCCAAAGUAUCCCGUAGUAGACGGGAAUACUUCAAUAGCACGAGACAGAAAUGAUCCCUCUCGUCACACAACACAAUUACUCUCACGUAAUUACUCAGUAAUCAGCUUCCCUGUUCUCUGUCUUUUGAAGCUUCGGUCACGAAAAAUGAAAUAAUCUAAGCAUGAUUCCAAUAAGAUGGAACCUAUAAAUGAGUUCUCGGCGUAUCUGGGCAUCAUUUCCUGGCAGGUAACGAGGUGAGAGUUCUCAGAUCUCGCUCGGAAUACCGGUUGGAGAAAUGUUGGCAUCGUCUCGCCCACUGUUUCCCAAUUCGGUUCUCCAUCCCUUAACUGCAUGCACCGCAUGUGUACCUAGUGGUAGAGAAGCCACUUACCGACUGAAGCCGCGGCAGAGAGUCAUCAAAAGGAGGAGUGACAGAUAUGAGUUCUACUGUUGCUACUGUAGUCAUGGAGAUGAUAUUUUCAGCGACGCCAUUUCACAUGUUAUCUACAGCCAUAAACACCUAGCUAUCCGACUGGGUCAGAGGUCAGACCCAGAGAAUCAUGGGACAUCACUUCUCUACAUACGACAGUGGGAUGUAAUUCCGAAUUCUGUCCUCUCAGAGGGUCAAAGCAUCAAAGUCAACAAUGAUACGGAACAAGUGGAAAUCUGUGAACCAGUUUACAAAGCAUAAGAUGGGUGUAUACACUCCAGAACACAUAAACUAAUAAUCAAUUCUAAAUAUUUACAUUCUACUGUGUUUUUCCAUUAAUUUCUGUCGUCUUUAAAUGCCGCUAAUGCAACAACCUAAUCACUGGGUAUGAAUAUACAUGUAACAUACACAAGUAGUACCCAAACAUUGAUCUCUCAAAUAUUUGUUUAAAAAUAUGUUUCAUAUAUGUUUGUACAACAGGUUGUUUUACAAUUAAUUAAUGAUAAAAUUGACUCUAUUGUUAAAA
This is a messenger RNA of Magallana angulata, 1266 nucleotides long. RefSeq lists its product as uncharacterized. The transcript has 2 exons. The coding region runs from base 606 to 1001 and encodes 131 amino acids. The record is from RefSeq and is a predicted model, not a curated record. Lineage: Eukaryota; Metazoa; Mollusca; Bivalvia; Ostreida; Ostreidae.